AUGGGUACCCCCUCGCCCGGUUUUCGUAAUCUGGAGACAUACACCUACGUCCCGGAGACCGGGGCCACUUUGGUAGACCUACCGAUUCGAACUACGGUCACGGGACAAGAACGACGGGAACGAGGAGGAGUGCAGCAGGGAAGUCUAUCCUCCUCGCACCGACACUUCUGCCCAGAAGGAGGUGGUGCCUCAACAUCUGGCCCCAUGCAGAAUCAGGAACAGCAAGAACAGACACACCUACCGAGCGUGGACGGUAGUGCCUCGGUCGUCGGGCGGGACCAGCUGGAGAAUGCUGCUUUCCACUACUCCGGGGCCGUUUGUAUCGUCGACGCAGAGGACGACCCGUCGCGGGUGGUGGUGGUACGACACUCUCCGGGAAGGGGUUCUUGUGCGGAUAUUACUAGUAAGACAACCUCCGUAGGUGGUCCUCGUGGUGGGCAGUUCCAUCAGCACAACGGGGAGCAGCUGCGUCCUCCCAUCGGCAAAAAAUUGUUGACCAAGGCGUCGCAGAACGUGACCAGUGUGUUCC
This is a messenger RNA of Amoebophrya sp. A120, 529 nucleotides long. The record is from the annotation of a GenBank genome assembly. NCBI's taxonomy places the organism in Eukaryota, Dinophyceae, Syndiniales, Amoebophryaceae.